AUUAUCGAUCAGAAGGAUUUAAAUAGUCGCCAGAGGAGAUGGACAGAGUUGUUGAAAGAUGAUGAUUGUACCAUUGAUUACCAUCCAGGUAAAGCUAAUGUAGUUGGUGAUGCUUUGAGCAGAAAAGGCAAGAAGAAUAUAACAGAUCUGGUUGAUUUGAGGUCAAUGAAUGUUGAUUUGGAAGUGGAUGGUGUAACAGGGUUACUAGCUCGGUUGAACAUUCGACCUUUGUUGCACGACAAAGUUCGUGAGAAGUAGAAGGAGGACCCAGAGUUGGAAAAAAUCAUUCAAGACAUUGCGGAAGGAAAAGAAAGCCCAUUUGAAAUGGUAGAUGGCUUGUUGAAGAUGAAUGGAAGAGCAUGUGUUCCUAAUGUUGAUAACUUGAGGAAAGAGAUCAUAGAUGAAGCUCAUUCUUCUGCUUAUGCUAUGCACCCAGGAGCAACUAAAAUGUAUCACACGAUCAAACCAUAUUUUUGGUGGCGUGGGAUGAAAAAGGAAGCGGCUGAACAUGUUUUCACAUGUCUGGUAUGUCAGAAAGUUAAGGCAGAACAUCAAGCUCCUGUGGGAAAACUGCAACCACUUCCAAUUCCAUAAUGGAAGUGGGAAAGAAUCACAAUGGAUUUUGUAUAUGGUCUCCCAUCAUCACAGGGAAAAGAUGCGGUAUGGGUUACUGUGGACCGACUAACCAAAUCGGCUCACUUUUUACCCAUUAGGUGGAAACCAUCACUGGAGACUUUGUCUCAACUAUAUAUUAAGGAGAUCGUCAGAUUGCAUGGUGUGCCAAUUUCUAUUGUCUCUGAUCGAGACCCGAGCUUCACAUCUCGGUUUUGGCAAAGUUUACAUGAUGCCUUGGGAACUAAAUUACUUUUUUACUUCAGCUUAUCAUCCUCAAACAGAUGGGCAGAGUGAACGAACCAUCCUAACUUUGGAGGAAUUACUUCGAUCAUGUGUAAUGCAAUGGGAGGAAUCAUGGAUUGACCAUAUGCCCUUAAUUGAGUUUGCUUACAACAACCAGUACCAUAGUAGCUUGGGUGUUCCACCAUAUGAAGCACUUUAUGGGAGGAAGUGUAGAACACCAUUAUGUUGGGAUGUAGAAGGAGCAAGGCAAAUCUCAGGGCCAGAGAUAGUUCAGAUCACAGUUGACAAAGUCAAGGAAAUCAGGGAGCGUUUGAGGGUGGCUCAAGAUCGACAGAAAGUUUAUGUUGACACGAAUAGGCGUGAAGUUAAUUUCGAAGUGGGUGAGAAAGUAUUUCUCAAAGUUUCACCCUGGAAAGGCGUAAUGAGAUUUGGUAAGAAAGGGAAACUUGCACCUCGGUAUAUUGGACCUUAUGAAAUCAUAGAGAAGAUUGGACCAGUGGCAUAUAAACUGGCAUUGCCUCCAGAACUAUCUCAAAUCCACAAUGUAUUUCAUGUUAGUAUGCUGAAGAGGUACAAAGUGGAUCCUUCCCAUAUUAUACAACCAGAAGAUAUCGAGUUAGGUCCAGAUUUGACAUUUGAAGAGCUUCCAGUUGAGAUUGUUGAUUACCAGAUUAAGAAUCUUCGUAGGAAGGAAAUCCCAAUGUUGAAAGUGGUUUGGAGAAAUCAAGAUAGUGAGAGUGCUACCUGGGAGACUGAAGCAAGUAUGCGAGAGAAGUACCCGGAGUUGGUAGCGACCUACUUUAAAAGUUAACAAUCUUGCUUAGUAAGUAACACGCAACCCUCUUGGCCUCCUCACUUGUGCUUGUACGCAAACCCUAAGGUUUCUCCUGUGAUGAUGCCUCAAGUGACGAUGAUUGUGCCGCUUGCUUUGUUCCCAAACAGAGAUAAUUCUUGCAGCUCUAUGAAAAUAAUCAAGGUAACAAAUUACUUUAGACAUUAAAUAUAAAAGCUUUACAGAGAGAUAAAAAAAAUAGUGAAGUUAGAAAACCCUAUCCUCUCCACCAUUACUACCCUCAUCCUUUCCUACCUCCCUCAAACAAAAACCCUUUUUGUAACAUGCAACUAGUAAAUUAACAACAGCAAAAUAGAAGCAAGAAACUAAUACAAAACCAGAAAAGAAAGAAUAAAUUCAACGAAGUUACUAAGCUCUUACUGCACUUCCUACCCGCAUCCGUCGUAAACAAAGCCUCUCCGCCAUUACUACCCCAUCCUUUCUUUCCUCCAUCAAACAAAAAUCCUAUAAGUAACACGCAACCAGAAAAUUAACAACAUCAAAAUAGAAGUAAGAAACCGUGCAUCAUCAAUACCACAAAACCCAAAUAAACCUCCUCAUAUAGGUCUUCCCCUUAUUCAUACGCCUUUUCAAUACAGAUAACUAUUUAAUUCAAAAUCGCCAAACAAACCCUCAUCAGAAAACAAAGAAUCAAUACGAAAACAUCAAAGAAGAAAAAACAAAGAACAAU
Messenger RNA from Linum trigynum, 2381 nucleotides. The record is from the annotation of a GenBank genome assembly. Lineage: Eukaryota; Viridiplantae; Streptophyta; Magnoliopsida; Malpighiales; Linaceae.